Molecule: messenger RNA, 1586 nt
Organism: Pteropus alecto (black flying fox)
Lineage: Eukaryota; Metazoa; Chordata; Mammalia; Chiroptera; Pteropodidae
Gene: ACP7
Product: acid phosphatase 7, tartrate resistant (putative)
Exons: 12
Coding region: 1-1326 (441 amino acids)
Molecular function (GO): metal ion binding; acid phosphatase activity
Source: RefSeq, a predicted model, not a curated record
AUGUUCCCCCUCCGUCCCUGCUGGUCCUGCUGCUUCUGCUGCUGUCUGUUCCUGUUUUUCUCCCUGCGAGUCCAAGGGAUCCCAAAGGAUCCCAAUGCUGCCCCGGAGCAAGUCCACCUGUCCUACCCAGGUGAGCCAGGCUCCAUGACUGUCACCUGGACCACGUGGGUCCCAACCCACUCCGAAGUGCAGUUCGGGAUGCAGCUAACUGGGCCCCUGCCCCUCCGGGCCCAGGGCACCGUCAGCCCCUUUGUGGAUGGGGGCCUUCUCCGGCGGAAGCUCUACAUGCACCGAGUCACGCUGCGGGGGCUGCUGCCGGGGGUCCAGUAUGUUUACCGCUGUGGCAGCUCUCGGGGCUGGAGCCGGCGGUUCCGCUUCAGGGCCCUGAAGAACGGGCCCCACUGGAGCCCCCGUCUGGCUGUGUUUGGGGACCUGGGGGCCGACAACCCAAAGGCCCUCCCCCGGCUGCGCAGGGACACCCAGCAGGGCAUGUACGAUGCUGUUCUCCAUGUGGGAGACUUUGCUUACAACAUGGAUCAGGACAAUGCUCGGGUCGGGGACGAGUUCAUGCGGCUCAUCGAACCUGUGGCCGCCAGCCUGCCGUACAUGACGUGCCCUGGGAACCACGAGGAGCGCUACAACUUCUCUAACUACAAGGCCCGCUUCAGCAUGCCAGGGAACAGCGAAGGCCUGUGGUACAGCUGGGAUCUGGGCCCUGCGCACAUCAUCUCCUUCUCCACUGAGGUCUAUUUCUACCUCCAUUAUGGCCGCCACAUGGUAGAGAGACAGUUUCACUGGCUGGAAAGAGACCUCCAGAAAGCCAAUAAGAACCGGGCAGCCCGGCCGUGGAUCAUCACCAUGGGUCACCGGCCCAUGUACUGUUCCAACGCUGAUCUGGAUGACUGUACCUGGCAUGAAAGCAAGGUUCGCAAAGGCCUCUUCGGCAAAUUAUUUGGAUUGGAGGAUCUUUUCUACAAAUACGGGGUCGACCUGCAAUUCUGGGCUCAUGAACACUCAUACGAGCGGCUGUGGCCAAUUUACAACUACCAGGUGUUUAACGGCAGCCGAGAGAUGCCCUAUACCAACCCUCGAGGCCCCGUCCACAUCAUCACCGGAUCUGCCGGCUGUGAGGAGCGGCUGACCCGCUUCACUCUCUUUCCCCGGCCCUGGAGCGCUGUGCGCGUGAAGGAGUAUGGGUACACGCGGCUACAUAUCCUCAACGGGACCCACAUCCACAUCCAGCAGGUGUCCGACGACCAGGACGGGAAGAUUGUGGAUGACGUCUGGGUGGUGAGACCCCUGCUCGACCGGAUGCUGUACCUCUAGGGACGGAGCAGCUCUCGUCAGGAAUCCCGGGCCUUGCUGUCUUGGCCGGCGUGACCAGACCGUCGCCCAGGCCCGGCUGGGGAGUCAAGGCGGGCCUCGACUCCUCUGCCAUCCUGAGGCCCCUCGUCGGUGGAUGCGGCCCCUCGUCGGUGGGCAGCCCUCCCCUCCCAGAGAGGUGGGGCCCCUCUGGCUGUGUCGGAAGGCAGGUGCGGACACAGACACAGGAGGACACCGGCGGGUGGCACAGCCCCGCCUUCCUG